AUGAUCGAAUACCUUCGACACAAUCCCAGUGCAGCGUAUGAUGUUCAUAAACAUCUUAGCCAGGUUACACAUCUUCAGCAUCUUAACUUUAAUGCUCCUAUCGAAUCGUCCACACCGCAAACACCAAAACGAAACCUAGAUACAAGCGACAAUGAUGGUAUACAAGUAUUGAAACAGCAACGUGUAUUAUCAAAUGAAAAACAAAAAAGCACGGGUCGUACAAAUUUAUCAAUAGCUACAAAUGCAACUAAUGUAUCAGGUAAUAAUCCAAUAUCGGGUCAAUUGCAGCAACAACCAGCUGAACAACUACAACAAUAUCAACUACCAUUUGAACAGUUGAAACGCGCUGUUUCAAGCAAUCUGCCAUGUUUUUUAAUUGAAUUCGAUCAAGACGUCAACUUGAAGAAAAGACCCUCUGAUCUUGCAGCAGCAAGUAUAAUUGAAGAUUACUUCAAACAACAAGGAAUAAUUAUCAAGUUUUCUCUCGUCGGUCAUGUCGGUAAUAAAUUAAAAUUAGGAGUAAACAACAAGGAAACAUAUGCAACAUUAAUAUCUACUGAAAAAUGGCCAACACAAGUCAACAACAUCAAUAUCAAUGUAAGUAAGCCGAAAUUUAUUCCAGAUUCAUUUGCUCUUGUUGUUCGUUAUGUACCCCUUCAAUACAAUGAUGAAUAUGUUAAAGAAGAAAUAGAACAAAAUAUUCAAUCAGCCGAGAAUGUGAGACGCAUUCAGUAUCGCUUUCAACGAAGAACAAACGAUUUUCGAUUUGUUGUUAAAGAUUUAAGUGAAUACAAUGCAGCCUUAAAACUAGGUCGUAUAUCAAUCGGCAAUACAUUUUGCAUAAUUACAUCAUUUCUGACGGGUAAUCGAAUGACUUAUUGCACUCGAUGUUGGUGUUUAGGUCAUAUGAGAGAUAAAUGUACAGCAGAACAUCCACGCUGUCGUAUCUGUCUUAACAGUAUAAACGAUCAUCAAGCACAUGUCUGCUCGAAUAUCGCUCGUUGUGCACAAUGUAACGGUAAUCAUCAUUCAUUAUCUAAUGUAUGUGAAAAAGUGCUUGAAUAUCGUUCUCAACUAAAAGAACAAGUUAACAAUGCCUUAUCAACAGGCAAACUGCAUCGAUUAAUACCACAAGAACACUCUCAACCGACACAAUUUCAAUUGAAUAAAAAUGAAUUUCCACCAUUACCGGCUCAAAUGCAGGGUGUUAGUCCUUGGAAACUAACCACGGCACAACCAUUAAUAACAGCCAAUAUGAAAGAGAAUGAAGAUACAACAAGAAUGUUAUUAACAAUAAAUCAAAAUAUUUUAGAUAUGAAAGAGUACACUCAUCGUAUAAACGAAAAAUUACAUGGAAUAAAUGAACGUGUCAAUCAAACUGCUCUUGAUGUAGAACUACACCAAGAAACAUUAAUAAAACAGCUACCUAUACUCGUAUCGAUCAUUACAGAUUUUCUUUGGCCAAUGACGAACUAUAAUGUGGCAGGUUUGAAAGAAAAUCAACCGAAAUUGCAAAAAAUACUCACUAAGUUGGAAACAUUAUUAUCUUAUUUAAAAUCAGACUAUACAACUCGCCGAAAACGCAGUACAUCUCCACUCCCACACCUUUCUCCAUCACAAGAACCAACAAAAGCACCCAACAAAGGUUUGAAUAAUGAAUCUAUUCAGAAUAUGAGCAGUUAG
This is a messenger RNA of Rotaria sp. Silwood1, 1683 nucleotides long. The record is from the annotation of a GenBank genome assembly. Lineage: Eukaryota; Metazoa; Rotifera; Eurotatoria; Philodinida; Philodinidae.